UGCCGACAUGUUUUGCAGAGGACACAUGCCUAUGGUCAUUUUUCUGAUUCUGCCUCACUCUGCUUGUCAAUCUGAACCUGGACCAAUUGGAAAUAAUGGAGUCCCUGGAGAGAGGGGAUCACGUGGACCUCCUGGAGAGAGAGGACCAAGUGGACCUCCAGGAAAGCCUGGAUCUCCAGGAGCUGUGGGAGUUCCUGGACCAGUUGGACCGCCUGGAAUGAGUGGACCUCCUGGAGCAGAUGGACCUGCUGGACCUCCUGCUGUACCGUGUUUGGAUCAAACUGGACUUUCAAGUAUUGCCACGGGAGGGUGUGUCCUAGCAAUUCUGGAUGGUGUUAUCCUGGUUGCUGUUGUUUUGUUCAUAAUGAGGAAUAUGUAA
Sardina pilchardus (European sardine) is the source of this 379-nucleotide messenger RNA. Its product is annotated as cuticle collagen 14-like. The record is from RefSeq and is a predicted model, not a curated record. The transcript has 3 exons. Lineage: Eukaryota; Metazoa; Chordata; Actinopteri; Clupeiformes; Clupeidae. Bases 8 to 379 code for a protein of 123 amino acids.